AUCUGAGAAAAAUGGCAAAACCGGAAAGUGAUUCUCGGCCUCUUCUCAGUCCUGAGCUAGAUCGUGAAGUAAAUACUGAACCACUGAAUAUCCAGUUUGAUCCAUCAGAUAUAAGAUCAAAAAGGCCUUUCUGUGUAGAGCCCACAAACAUCGUCAAUGUGAAUGAGGUCAUUCAGAGGGUUAGUGACCAUGCCUCUGCUAUGAACAAGAGGAUUCAUUACUACAGCCGGCUCUCUGCUCCUACAGACAAGGCACUGAUUGCCCCAGAUCAUGUAUUACCAGCUCCUGAACAGUGCUAUGUAUAUAGUCCAUUGGGCUCUGCUUAUAAACUUCAAAGGUAUACUGAAGGACAUGGAAAAAACACAAGCUUAGUAACCAUUUUUAUGAUAUGGAAUACCAUGAUGGGAACAUCUAUACUAAGUAUUCCUUGGGGCAUAAAACAGGCAGGAUUUACUACUGGAAUAUGUGUCAUCUUACUGAUGGGCCUUUUAACACUUUAUUGCUGCUAUAGAGUACUGAAAUCACGUUGUAUGAUAACAUCAGUAGAUACCACUACCUGGGAAUACCCCGAUGUCUGCAGACACUAUUUUGGCUCUUUUGGACAAUGGUCAAGUCUCCUUUUCUCAAUGGUCUCCCUCAUUGGAGCAAUGAUAGUUUAUUGGGUGCUUAUGUCAAAUUUUCUUUUCAAUACUGGAAAGUUUAUUUUUAAUUUUAUUCAUCAUAUUAAUGAUACUGACACUAUACUGAGUACCAAUGGUAGCAACCCUGUGAUUUGUCCUAGUGCUGCAAGUGGUGGUCCUGACAACACCUCUACGAUCUUCUACACCAAUGACACCGAACUCCAGCAGUUUGAAAUGUGGUGGAAUAAAUCCAAGACAGUGCCCUUUUACCUCAUAGGGCUUCUCCUGCCACUGCUCAAUUUCAAAUCACCUUCAUUUUUUGCAAAAUUUAAUAUCCUAGGCACAGUAGCUGUUAUCUAUUUGAUUUUUCUUGUCACCUUAAAGGCUUGCCAAUUGGGAUUUCAUUUGGAAUUUCACUGGUUUGAACAAACAGAAUUUUUUGUACCAGAGAUUAGAUUUCAAUUUCCACAAUUGACUGGAGUACUCACCCUUGCUUUCUUUAUUCAUAAUUGUGUUAUCACACUCUUGAAAAACAACAAGAACCAAGAAAACAAUGUGAGGGACUUAUCUAUUGCUUAUCUGCUGGUGACAUUAACUUAUCUCUAUAUUGGAGUCCUGGUUUUUGCUUCAUUUCCUUCACCACCACUAUCCAAAGAUUGUAUAGAACAGAAUUUUCUAGACAACUUCCCUAGCAGUGACAUCCUGUCCUUCAUUGCAAGGAUAUUCCUGCUGUUCCAGAUGAUGACUGUAUACCCACUCUUAGGCUACUUGGCUCGAGUCCAGCUCCUGGGCCAUAUCUUCGGUGACAUUUAUCCUAGCAUAUUCCAUGUGCUGAUUCUCAAUCUGCUUAUUGUGGGAGCUGGAGUGAUCAUGGCAUGUUUUUACCCGAACAUUGGAGGAAUCAUUAGAUAUUCAGGAGCAGCAUGUGGCCUGGCCUUCGUAUUCAUAUAUCCAUCUCUCACUUAUAUAAUUUCCCUCUACCAAGAAGAGCGGCUGACGUGGCCCAAGUUAAUCUUUCAUAUCUUCCUUAUCAUUUUGGGCCUUGCUAACCUGAUUGUUCAGUUUUUUAUGUGAAAUACUCAACUGUCUUCUGAGGAUCCUUUGUAGUAUUUUAAACUUUGACAACAGUACUUGUAAAUGCUAUUGUUGCUAUAAUUCUAAAUGUUUUUCCUAAGAUAAUUUGAAAACAAGAAAAAAAUCAAGGUGUAUUAAUUAAAUUGUUUAGGAUGGGAAAAGGGAUAAUGAGAAUUAUCUUUGACAUUACUGUUUCAUAUGUACUCUUUAUUCUCCUACUGAUAUGCAUACUCAUAUGCACCUAUCAUCACUCAUUCUCACUGUCUUUUCUCAGCCUUUGGAAGAAAGACAUACUGGGUUUUGCUUCUAAAGGUAGAAGAUGGGUAGGUUUUGGGGGGGCUACAAUUAAGAUACUCAGGGUAUCACAGCAACUAUUGCCAUAUCUUAUUUCUACUCAGUUUCAGUGUAUUCACUUCCAUUUACUUCCUCCGUUGCUGCCGUUUGCCUCAUACAUUUACUGAUUGGGACAGUAAAUCAAAUACCUCGUUUUUAGAAAUGAAGUCUCCAGGACAUCAGUGUUAAUAUAGUGAACUGUUAAUUGUGUCCUUGACUGCUGUUUUUUAAAGUACAGGCCCUGGGUGGUCAUGAAACUUAAUGCUCAAUAAAUAAACUCUAGGAGAGUUUGUUACUGUUCUACCGACUCCUUUUGUUUCUAA
Messenger RNA from Suncus etruscus (white-toothed pygmy shrew), 2350 nucleotides. RefSeq names its product solute carrier family 38 member 9 (gene SLC38A9). Bases 12 to 1694 code for a protein of 560 amino acids. The record is from RefSeq and is a predicted model, not a curated record. The transcript is spliced from 14 exons. Gene Ontology annotation, molecular function: amino acid transmembrane transporter activity. Gene Ontology annotation, biological process: amino acid transmembrane transport. NCBI's taxonomy places the organism in Eukaryota, Metazoa, Chordata, Mammalia, Eulipotyphla, Soricidae.